CCAGAAUGACUCGAGCCCCUCGCGGGGUCGACCUCAGUUUCUUAAAUGAGGAGGAGGCCAAGCAGAUCUUCCAAGUGCUGCGCCGAGACUCCCAGCUGAAAAGGGCAGAGAAGGAACGGCUCAGCAAACUUCACAAGAAAAAAGAAGAUGCUACAGGGCUUCCAGGAGUGACCGGAGAAUGGUUUGAAGAAAUACAGAAGAGGAAAUUUCAGAAUGAUGCCGAUGUUGGCAGAAUGUUGAAACAACCACUAGCUCACAGUCUGAGAAAAGCCAAAGGAAAUGAUUCUACAAAUGCAAAACCCUCGACGCCCCAGAUUCCACAAGCUCAGAAGCAUGCGGCGUCUUCCAUCCUGGGAGGGCUCCGAACCCCUUUGGCUUCUCUCUUCUCCUCCUUCAGAAGAUCCAGAAGGCAGCAUUCAAAGUCGCAGCAGCAGCAGCAGGAAUUUCCGCAGGUAUAUGACCACUUUGCUCCGGGUGCUCAUCCGUCUUCCAAAGUGGAGGAAAUGGCAAAGAGUGAAACGGGUGAGUCCCUUCUGUCCUCUGAACCAACGGAUAAGGGUUUUGAUGGAAAGCAACCUUUGACAGUGGAGGACAGCACAUGUACAUGGAACGAGCAGCUGGAAAAUGAGCUCUUACGAGUUUUGGGCAAUCUGGAUGAUCAGCUGGCGCAGGAACAACGCCGAGAUGCUGCGAACAGGAAGACUUCAAUUGACUAUGGCUCCAAAGCAUCAGAAAUCAAACAUUAUCCCAGUGUUCCUCGAGCAAGUUUCCUUGGAGGCGUGCAGAGAAAUGACAGGAGCAUGUUUCUGACUGAUGAAAGAAGGCCACUGAGAGCAAACGAUGAACACAAAGCGUUCUUCAGGCCGAGAGUGCAUUAUGAAACGUACCUAAAAAGGCACCGUACAGAAGGCUACACCUAUGGAGAUGCUUAUGACAGAAGGUGUCCUUCCCUGAAGAGAGGGCAUUCUACGCAUUCUCUCGGACGUUCCUCUGAAGGUAGCUUGCAGCUUCCUUCAGGACAAUGUAGUAGUGGAUUUGGGCACAAGGGCUUCAUGUCCAAGCCUACAGUUAGCAGAAGCUAUUCUUUAUCUUCUCUUGCAAGGCACGAGUCUUUGACAUCCGUGGACCAGCUUUCUACAGCUAGCUUGCAGCAACCUUUGGAAAACAACAGAGGCUACACGGCAAGGCACUAUCAUCCCAGACGGACUCCUCUGUCAUCUAUUGUAUGGAAUACAGCGCAAUCUCCCGAACGUCCAUUGUAUCCAGACAAGAUUCUUAGGACACAGUCAUUAAUGGAGCUUGGCUCAACAUUUGAAGAUCCGUAUCCUUGUUCUCCACAGGAGAAUACAAGAUAUGGAUUUUACAGAUCGAACAUGAAUUACAGAAGACCUGUGCCAAAUACGCCUCAUUCCCUAUAUAUUGACAAACAUACAAGCCCUCCAUGUUUUGAUGAUCAGGAGAAUUAUUUAUGGCAUCAGAUGGAAAGGAACAGUUCAAAAACUCGCUACAGAUGCCCAUCAUUUCAUGGUAGGAAGAGUUUUCCUUCUGAAAGAACAGAGGAGCAACUUUUCAGGCCCCACAGCCACCACUAUUACAAUGAUGAAGUCUUUCUUCCCUCUGAUGCAGACUCUGAAAGGAUUCCAACUAAUCUGAGUGAGUGGCAAAGUGUCUAUGCAGAAAAAAUUGAAUUGUCGCAGUGUGAGAAUGAUGUUCAAAGCCAUGUAUCGGAAUACAUGAAGAUCAGGGAACAUCCGGAAGGAGAAACAAACAAAUUGUUUUUAAAGCAUGCACAGGGCAUACAGCGGUGCCCAGCGUAUGGCUUAUCCGUUCCAACACGCCAAACAGAAUAUUCCAUACAAAGACAAAACCUAUUAAUGGGAGUGAGCCAAAGCCCUUCAAAGACUUUUUUAAAACAUUUGCAAGCCAAGAAAAACUUUAAAUCCUUUGCUUCAGAAGAGGUGGGGGGUGCUGACCAAUCAGGUAAAGUGGACAAUGGAGACGUUACAGAAGAGAGAUUAAGAUUCGUUUCUGGACAAGUGGACCCAAAUAGUCCAACGGAAUCUCAGAUGUCUCCUCCUACGAACUCUUUUGCAGCUGACCCACAGGUCCGUAUGCCUCUUAAGCCAUUAGAUUCACAAAGGCAGACCAAAUCCACUUCCAUACGAGGUAUUGAAAACACUUGUUUUCCAAACAUUCAGAACAGAAAUGGACGAAGAAAUGGAUUUGAUUGUGCCAGAAACAGUGACCUUGACCAAACACCUCCCCCUCGAUUAUCUGCUAAUAGCACAAGGGCAUCCAUUCUUCAAAGCUUGCAUCAACGGGGGCAUCAGUCAGAGGCCUUGAAAGCUUUUAUGGACAGAAGGACACCUGAUAAUACUUGUUCACCUAUUUUCAGCCGAGGCCCCAAAAUACUUGCAAACACUGAAUUAUCAGAUUCUUGCACUAAAGAAACCCACAGGCAUAAUAGUUUUGUUAGACAUGCAACUAGCAACAGCAUCACUGGCUCUCCCAGUAACAGCCCUCCCAAAUCUCCUGUAGCUUAUUACACUUUACCUAGAAAAUCAGCAAGCAUUGGUGGCAGUGUUAUAUCAGAAAAACCUAUAUCUCACCAUACGAGGCGAAUCCCAUUCAACAGGAUAAGUAUGGGGCAUGAUUCAGAAACACUUGUAUCAGAUAGAAUUGAAAACAUUUAUUCAAACAAGGGAGAUAAAAUCUCCUCGCUAAGUCCAGCCAGUUCGUCCUUAAGCUCAUCACCCAAAGAUGUCACUUGCCCUCAAAAUCCACAAACUAAAGACUACUGUUCGCAGUUAACCCAAGAUCCUAAGCGCUCCUUACAUGCUACAAAUACAAUUGCCGGCCAAUCAGAAAAAGGCGUCGUUACAUGCAGUCCAGACAAAGCUGAAAUUCCUAUGCUUUCUGGGUGUGAAGAAACAGAUGUGGGAAAUCCUUUAAAGCAGUACAAAACUACCAGCACACUUACAGUUAGCAUAGAGGAAGAUAAUGUAAAAUACCAUGAAUUGAUUUCGGUUUAUUAUACCUUACCACGGAAACAUCCAGGGCUGUGGCGCAACCUCUUCCGAGAUGAUACCAAGAAGGACACAGAUCCUUCCUCACUCACAGGGAGACCUCAGUCCCCUCAAAAGAAAUACGAAGUUCGUAUUGGGUUAGCAGCUGUAGCUUUUUCUUCCAGCUUAGAAAAGGCAGAUUCUUCUGGCAAAACGGCUGCCACUCCUAGUAUACAACAGAACUCAAACGCUUCAGAUGAUGGUAAUAAAGAAGAUCUUCAUAUUCUAAAUCCCACUGUGGAGAGCUCAGGUGCUUCUCAGUCACAAAGUCUGGUACAUAAUGGAGAGUCUGACAAGGUAACUUCAGAUUGUCUUCAGGGUGACCCAAAGCCCAGUGUAACAGAAGAUGAAUCUAGCACUGCAGUGGUCAAUGUGUGUAUUGGCAGGAGCCGUUCUUCACUGAAGGAAGGGUCCAAAAUUGACACGCCAUUGGUCAACUCAUUGAACUCUACAAAUGCCAAAAUCUCUUUAGGGAAUCUUGCUGCAGCUUCUUCUGUUAUGACUGCUAAAGAAGAGAGCCCUCUAGGCUACCGCCCAUCUACAGAACCCAUAGCCAGAAACAAUCCACACACCCCACCUUCCUGUUUGAUUGGUAAUAGCCAAGAGGGAAAGUACACUACAAAUCCAGAAAUCAAUACGACAGUAAAGUCUGCUAAAGACCAAAUUAGACAAAGUGCAGAAGUCAAAGAAACAGUACAUCGUCAGUGCCAUAUUAUUUCCAUAAAGGGAAAUGGGUUGCAACCAAGAAAUGAAAGUGUCAGAAAUGGCACAGGUGAAGCACUCGUUUCGGAGACCAAGGUGUGUUCAGAUUUCCAGAAACAAACAUUGCAAGUGGAUGGAGCUUCCACAGUUCAUCCAGUACUUCAGCCAAAUAGGAGUGCUUUGGAGUAUGCAAAAACUGAACCAGAGGAGAUGCCCCAGAAUUCUCUGCAACACAAAAUUUGCCCAAAUUCACAUAGAACCUCUAUAGAUAACCAGAACCUUAACUCUAAAAAUGACGUCACAACUAACAGUCAGGAUUCUCCUGACCAUUCAGCAACUGAAAAUAAGGUUAGCUUGGAUUGUACUAAAGAUAAGGCUAGUGACAUAGAGAAAAGAAAAAACAGAUCCUCAAUUAAAAACAAACUGGCAGCCAUGUACAAAACAAGUCGAAAGUUUUCUAGUAAGAAAAUUUUGAGUCCCAAGCCACACAUAAGUAACAUAUUUUCACAGAACGAUACUCCUUCUCUAGAGAUCAGCAACCUUCACAGCAUGUUGAUUAAACCUGAUGUUCCCCAGUCAUUUCUGCAAACAGGAAAUGAGAACCAGAAUCAGAACUCUCUAUCUGAUGAAGUUGAUGGCACAAUGCUUGACAAACCUGAGAAUAGGAAAUCGCAAACUAACAAGGGUGCUCUGUUGCUUCCGAAUGAGAUUAGAAGGCCUUUCACAAACUUGUGCAACCAGAAAAAGGAAAGUCCCAGUCCCAGACAAAGCGAUAAAAAAAUUGGGGCCAUGCAAAAUUCUACUGUUUUGUUUCCAAAAGAAACUGUGUCCAAGCUUUGCAGUGAUUCCCAGGCACAUGAUGAAAGCUUAGAAAAUAACAGUCACUCCAUCUUCUCCAGUACUGAAGUUGCAGAUUCUAAUCAGAAGAAAAAGGGCGGCAGUAAUGUUGGCCUGCCUUUGUUUUCCCCAUAUUCAUCUGAAGAAAAUUCAAACGUUAUUAAAAACUAUUCCAAGGCAAAUAUCUGCUCACUGCAAAAGUUGAUUUCCCCAACAGAACAUGACCACUAUCAAAAUAUCAAACAUUUAAAGAGGUUAAGUAAUCUCAACCUACCUUGUGUUGAGCCAGUCCUAAAUCCCAAAAAAACACAACGUGAACGACACUUCUCUGAAACUUCUUAUACACAAGAACCCCACGAUCAGCUGGCCUCUGGGAGCAACUUGUUACAACGCGGUAGUAGGUACUGUCGGAAGUUUAAAUCCUAUUCUGAACUGUUGACGUGUGAUGAAAAUGAGAACUGGGAUCCAUAUGAUGACAGUAACAGGACCUCUGCUUCGAGGCGUGUGAUGUACCCCUCGAUUGAGUUUGGCAUUUUUGGGAAAGAACAACAACAGACUUUCUUGGAUAACAUAAAGAAGUCCCUCACAGAAGGAAGGUUGUGGAGGCCAUGUCUUCUAAAGGACUCUAGUUUUCUCAGGAAGCAAGGGGGUUGCUCCUUAAACACCUUGGAACUGUUGGGUUCAAAUUUUGCUGAGGGAAACACGUCAGCAGAAGGUUCAUCCCCAAGUGAGCCGGUUGGUGUCCGUGAAGAAAGCCCUGCCCAUUUUUCAGAUUCAGACUCAGACACCACAACAGAUGAUGAAUAUUACCUGACUGACAAUGAUAAAGAGUCAGAACUUUGAGGGGCUAUAAGACAAGAUGUAGAGCAGGGGGGAAAAACCUUUAAAUGGUGGCUUGUAAAUUCUUAGGUAGUUCAUAAAAUAUUUGGGAUCCUGAAUAGAUUUCUGUAAAUGUCCUGAUUUGACUUCCAUCCCUAAAUCUCCACAUUGCCAUGAUCACUCCACAAAUCAUUGAGCUUGUUUCUACAUUGCAGAAUUAGCAGGCUGUCUUCACGGUGCUGCUUCACAGCUCCUUCCCCUGAAACCCUGCUGUAUCACUGCUGUGGGGUGGGGGCAGGAAAUCCCCAUAACAGGAGGGAGUGCAGGUUUUCUGGUGGUCACCUGAGUAUUCAAGCCCACCCCCUGCCCUCUUCCCAGCUUCCAGUGACCAAUCAGCGGUCGCCAUCCGCUCCAGAAUGCCCUCACUACGCUGAAGUGAGGUCACAUGGCAGAAGUCGGGUAAGUCCCCGACUUUUUUUAAGGUGCAGCUUCGGAGAAAAGCCCCACGGUGGCUGUGUCGUAUAACUGCUGCAGUGCCACCAUGGGGCAAAGAAGAUGUAAAGACAGGCCCUAGGUCACCUCCACAGCAUCUUUAAAAGAACAAGUUACCUCAUGGCAACGGAGAAAAUAACAUUUGCUAAAGGGUUUCAAAUAGGUUUACCAGCUUCUCCCCACCCCCAAUCCCAGCUCCUGUGCUAUUAAUAGCUGCAUAAUAGGCAGAAGCACUUCCUAGCAUGGCAAUUCAGUGAUUUGGCGGGGGGGAUAAUCUGCUGAAGGUAUGCCUGUUAAUGGCAGGAGAGAGCCCUGCAAGAAAAGAACUUAUUUUACGCUGAAUAUACAGGAGUCUGUGUCAGUUUUCCAUUGAUCAGGACUUGAAAUUUUGCAGUUUCUGUAGCAAGUUGUAAAAGAAGAAGUAAACAGAUUUAAUAGAUUAUUUAUUUAAUAUGCUAUGUGAAAGUAUGUUUAAUUGGGAAGGUAAAUGUUUAAUUUGUUACCUAGAGGAGUCAAUCCAUUCAGGUCUCCUACGCUGUGAAUCCCAUUUCAAUGAAUGGGCCUCCACUGGAAAGAUGUGUGGCGGA
Molecule: messenger RNA, 6502 nt
Organism: Elgaria multicarinata webbii
Lineage: Eukaryota; Metazoa; Chordata; Lepidosauria; Squamata; Anguidae
Gene: EXPH5
Product: exophilin 5
Exons: 7
Coding region: 6-5447 (1813 amino acids)
Biological process (GO): intracellular protein transport
Molecular function (GO): small GTPase binding
Source: RefSeq, a predicted model, not a curated record